AUGGGUCGCAGUCCAGUGUCUCCUAUGCAACCUGAUGCGAUGCAGGAGAUAAUCAAUGUCCUGUUUCCGGAGCGUGAAGAUCGGGACAGUCCUGUUUGGACUAUACCCGAUGACGAGUGCCCGCUUUUCUCGGCAGCUGAACUACGCCGGGUUGUAAGAGGUCUCAAGGGAGGCAGGGCCCCGAGUCCCGACGGUAUACCUGUUGAGGUCUAUAAGGCUCUUGUCCCCCAGCAUGAAGAACUGCUACUGAGUACUUACAACUCGUGUAUUUCGGUUGGAGUUUUUCCUGCGCGAUGGAGGCUGCAAAGGUUAGUCCUGUUAGACAAAGGAAAGGGUCCGCCCUACACUCCUUCGUCCUACAGGCCACUUUGCAUGCUGGACGUUGCAGGAAAAAUUUUCGAGUCGUUAAUUCGAAAUCGAUUGAGAAUCGAAGUUGCGAAUGGCGGUGGCUUAGCGGAAAACCAACAUGGUUUUCGGCUUGGUUGCUGCACAAUCAGUGCUAUUUCUGAAGCGCUAUCAUUUGCCAAAAGAGCUUGGACGGGAAACUAUCGGUCCUUAUUGAGCCACACCGUCCAUCCAAGCCUGGUCGCGACCAAAGUGGACACCUGGCUAAGUGACCAUGGUAUGUCACUAGCUAAGGCGAAAACGGAGGUUAUAGUGCUCACAGCCCAGAGGUGGUUUCCGAGUCCUUUUCGGGCUCUCGUCGUGGAUCAACACGUCGAGAGUGGGAGUUAUCUGAAAUACCUUGGCGUGACGAUCGAUACGAAACUUACGUUCCGCGAUCAGAUUGUCGGUGCAGCUAAAAAAGCGACGACGUUGGUAGCAAGCCUUUCUCGGUUGAUGCCUAACGUCGGAGGACCGAGAAGCAGCCGUAGACGAGUUUUCAUGAGCGUUUCACACUCGAUAAUGCUUUACGGAGCAGAAAUCUGGUGUGAGUCACUCAAAGCAGAAAGUUAUCGUCGACGACUGGCAUCCGUGCAACGAAGAGGCGCGGUGAGGGUAGCUUGCGCUUACCGUACGGUUUCGGAAGCAGCCGUUGCGGUCAUCGCGGGUGUGAUUCCAAUCGACCUUUCGGGUUUCGAGAGGAAGCGCAUCUGGGAUGCCCGUAGGGCUGGGGAAGAACCGUUGGAGAGUGUAAAGGCUCGAGAACGCGAGGAGACCCUGAAACUCUGGCAAGAGCGAUGGGAAUCUGCGGAAACGGGACGUUGGUCAUUCAGGCUCAUUAAACGAGUCCGUGAUUGGAUAACAAGAAAAGGGGGGGGGGGGGUAGAUUACUAUCUCACCCAGUUUCUGUCCAGUCAUGGACAGUUUAAUGAGUACUUGUAUCGCAUGGGGAUCCGAACCGAUCCUUAUUGCCAAUACUGUCCGAACGUUGUUGAUUCUGCCGAGCACACUUUCUUUUUCUGUCAGCGUUGGUCUGAAAUACGGCUGCGUUUUCAGAACGAGAAAGAAGUGCCAAAUGUCGCUGACCUGGUGAUACCUUGGAUGUUGGCGACGGCAGACAAUUAUAGGACGAUGACAGUGUUUGUGAAAGAGGUCCUGAAGGAGAAGAAAAAGGAAGAAGAGACGGAGAGGUAG
Molecule: messenger RNA, 1578 nt
Organism: Microplitis demolitor
Lineage: Eukaryota; Metazoa; Arthropoda; Insecta; Hymenoptera; Braconidae
Exons: 2
Coding region: 1-1578 (525 amino acids)
Source: RefSeq, a predicted model, not a curated record